UACAGGAGUUACAAGACAUUUUGGAAAUCCAGAAUUUUGGAGGAAUGAGAUCUUACCUAGGUUUACCAGAAAAUCUUGGGGGCUCCAAAAUACAAGUUUUUAGCUUUGUGCAGGAUGAGCUAAAUAAUAGGGUCAACGGUUAGACUUUUAAGUUUUUCAGAAAAGGAGGAAAGGAAGUGAUCAUUAAAUCAGUGGUUACGGCAUUACCAAAUCAUGUGAUGUCUUGCUAUCGUUUACCGCAAAAAAAACUGACGAGCACGGUAGCACAAUUCUGGUGGAAUCCAGGGGGAAGUACAAGAGGCAUGCACUGGAAAUCAUAGGAUAAAGUAUGUAUAAAUAUGGAUGAAGGAGGGCUGGGAUUCAAAGACAUAACUAAUUUUAAAACAGUGAUGCUUGGUAAACAGUUAUGGCGUCUGAUAGAAAAGCCAAAUACUUUAUCUUCUCGAGUUUUUAAAGGUCGAUAUUACAGGAAUGUCUCACCCCUGGAACCGAUUCGUUCGUAUUAUCCGUCAUAUGGCUGGCGGAGUAUCGUAUCUGUUAGAUCUCUGGUAAGCAAAUGACUAAUCAAAAUGGUGGGAUCAGGAUCAUCUAUAUCUGUAUGGAAAUAUCCAUGGCUCCCAACCACUCGCCCGAGACCAGGUAAUAAAAACCAACAUAAUUAUUAUCCAGACCUCACAGUGGAUUCUCUUAUUGAUUCUACUUCGCGAACUUGGAACUCGCAGGCCCUCCGGACUUUGGUGGACCCCACAGGAUGUGAAAAUUAUAGAAAGCAUACCACUAUGCAGAACCCAGAUGGUAUAUAGAGAUGGAUGGCAUUUCACAAAUAAUGUGAAAUAUACGGUCAAAUCAGGAUAUCAGGUUGAACCGGUUUACUCAGACAGGGAAAAACCACCAUUAAUGUUUGGACCCACAAUUGAUACUUUGAAAGCGUUCUGUUGGAAAAUACGGUGCCCACCAAAGAUAAAACAUUUUCUAUGGCAAUUGGUGAUGGGGUGUAUAGCAGUCAAGAAAAAUCUGCAAGCGCGUGGGAUACAGGGGGAUAUAUGUUGUGCAAGAUGCGGAGCCGAUGAGGAAUCGAUAAACCAUGUGUUUUUUUAAUGUCCUCCAGCACUUCAGGUUUGGGCUCUCUCAAAGAUACCAUCAAAUUCAGCUAUUUUCCCAACAAGAUCUCUUUUCACAAAUAUGGAUCAUCUAUUCUGGAGAGUUUUCCCGCAGAUGGAUGAUCAUCAAUUUGCAUGGAUAUUAUGGUACAUUUGGAAAUGAAGGAAUAAUAAAGUUUUUAAUAAUCUGGAUAUUGACCCUAGAGACACGCUUAAUUUGGCAGAAAGAAAAUCAAUACUUUGGGCUGAGACCCAAAUAUUGAAUGAACAAAGGAGAGUACCACAAGUAGAGAUUACGACUCUACCGUCAAUCCGAGGAAGAUGGUGUUUCACAGAUGGUUCCUGGAAGGAGAAUGAUAUUUUUUCAGGACAGGGUUGGUUCAGUACUUUAGAAGGUUUUGAUGGGUUGAUGGGGACGAGGAAUGUUCGGGCUAGUCUCUCUCCUCUACAUGCGAAGGUGGAAGCGCUACUCUGAGCAAUGGAAUGUAUGAGAAACUUACGUCAAUUUCAGGUUACGUUUGCAACAGAUUGUUUUCAAUUGGUGAAAUGGUUUCGGAACUAGGAGAAUGACCAGUUUUUGCAAGUUAUUUGGAAGAUUUAAAAGUCCUAAAAGAAAGUUUCUUUCGAUCAGAGAUUAUCUAUGUACCAAGGACGCAGAAUACGAAGGCGGAUAGCCUAGCACACAGUGUUAGGAAGCAACCGUCUUUUGUCGUUCACAUGGAUCAAAAUCUUCCGAUUUGGUUUACAAAGUCAGUAUGAGUCUGUAUAAGUUGAUGGCAAAAAAAAAAAAAAAAAAAAUCCAAAAAUCCAUAAACCAAAAACUCAAAUCAAACCAAGCCAAACAGCAGAAGGCCUAAUAACGUAAACCGAAUUGAACCGGAAACGCACCAAAAACUAUAAAUCCACGCCGAUUUUCACCAGCUUCUCAUAAACCCUUAAGCCGGAUUUCAUCAUCUUCACCGUGAAAGAUGCAAGACGAUGAGGUUAUAUGGCAGGCUAUCAGACACAACCACUGCAGUUACAUGGCCAAAAUCGAAACAGGAAUAUUCUGCAGAAACCCUUAUAACGUAACAGGUAUCUGCAACCGUAGCUCUUGCCCUCUUGCCAACAGUCGCUACGCCACCAUCCGUGACCACGAUGGAGUGUUUUAUUUGUAUAUGAAGACAAUAGAGAGAGCUCACAUGCCAAAGAACUUGUGGGAGAGAAUUAAGCUGCCUAGAAACUAUGAGAAGGCCCUUGAACUCAUUGAUAAGCACUUGUUGUACUGGCCCAAGUUGUUGCAGCACAAGGUUAAACAAAGACUGACCAAAAUGACUCAGAUCCGUAUUCGUACCAGAAAACUUAAUCUCAAAACAAGGGAGAAGAUAAUGACUAUGGCAAGGAGGGAUAUAAAGAGAGAGCCAAGAAGAGAGGAAAAGGCUUUAAAAGCAGCACAGUUGGAGAAGUCCAUUGAAACAGAGUUGUUAGAACGUUUGAUGAAAGGCGUUUACCCUAAGAUACUCGAUUACCCAGAGCUUGUUACUGAUGUUCAAAAGGAAGUUGAAGUAGAAGAAGAAGAGGAGGAGGAGCCAGAGAUUGAAUAUGUUGAAGGCUAUGAUGAACUCUUGGAAGAAGUAGAAGAAGAUAUUGAAGAUUUCUAUGGUGGCUUCCCAUCUAAGGAGUCUCACCUUGAUGGUGAUGAUGAUUAUGACUUUGAAGAUGAUGAUGAUGGUGAGGAGCAAGUAGUGAUUCAUAAAAAGGGAAGAGCUGUGAAGAAGUUUGAUGGUAAUGGAAAGUCUAAGAAGAAAUCAAGAGUAGUUGUUGAGGUUGAGCAAGAAGAUGAUACUAGGCAAAGCCUCAAAAGCCUGAAGCUUUGAGAAAGAUGAUGAAUAAAAAAAAAAAAUUUUAAUAUAAAGCUAACAUGUUAGGUACAUUUACAAAUCAAAACCAUUUAUUUGAAAAGAAUCUUGCUUUUUGUUUUAAAUUUUUUCACUGUGAUUCUUUGUAUUCUAAGAGACGCAUCGAUGGAUAUCAAUACAUUUUAU
Messenger RNA from Brassica napus (rape), 3124 nucleotides. Its product is annotated as protein MAK16 homolog. NCBI's taxonomy places the organism in Eukaryota, Viridiplantae, Streptophyta, Magnoliopsida, Brassicales, Brassicaceae. The record is from RefSeq and is a predicted model, not a curated record. Gene Ontology annotation, biological process: maturation of 5.8S rRNA; maturation of LSU-rRNA. The transcript is spliced from 9 exons. Gene Ontology annotation, cellular component: nucleolus; preribosome, large subunit precursor. The coding region runs from base 2069 to 2956 and encodes 295 amino acids.